Molecule: messenger RNA, 1521 nt
Organism: Tyto alba (common barn owl)
Lineage: Eukaryota; Metazoa; Chordata; Aves; Strigiformes; Tytonidae
Gene: SPOCK2
Product: SPARC (osteonectin), cwcv and kazal like domains proteoglycan 2
Exons: 11
Coding region: 70-1407 (445 amino acids)
Molecular function (GO): protein binding; calcium ion binding
Source: RefSeq, a predicted model, not a curated record
GCACCGCUCCGCACCGCUCCGCACCGCACCGCGCCGCUCCGCACCGCUCCCCCCCGGCGCUGCGGCAGCAUGCGGGGCUGCGGCGGGCGCCGCGCCCUCCUGGCCCUGCUGGCCCUGCUCCUGCCCGCCGCCGCCGCCGCCGGCCCCGCCACCGGCCCCGGGCCCGCGGCGGCGGGGGAGAGCCCCGGGAAUUUCAUGGAGGACGAGCAAUGGCUUUCCUCCAUCUCCCAGUACGGCGGCAGGAUCAAGCACUGGAACCGCUUCCGAGACGAGGUGGAGGACGACUACAUCAAGAGCUGGGAGGACAACCAGCCCGGGGAUGAAGCGCUGCCGGGGGGCUCCCCCGGGGGGUCCCCACCUGCCCCCCCCGGCCCCUCUCUGCCCCCCUCCCCAGCCCUGGACACCACCAAGGACCCCUGUCAGAAGGUGAAGUGCAGCCGGCACAAGGUGUGCGUGGCGCAGGGCUACCAGCGCGCCAUGUGCAUCAGCCGCAAGAAGCUGGAGCACAGGAUCAAACCGCUGGGCACCAAGGGGCACGGGGGCUGCAAGCCCUGCCACGCCACCCCGCUCGCCGCCGUCUGCGGCUCCGACGGCCACACUUACAGCUCGGCGUGCAAGCUGGAGCAGCAGGCGUGCCUGGCCAGCAAGCAGCUGACGGUGCGGUGCGAGGGGCAGUGCCCCUGCCCGACCCCGCACGGCCCCGCUGGCGACGGCAAGCAAGAGCUGUGCACCGGGCAGGACCUGGCUGACCUGGGCGACCGCCUGCGCGACUGGUUCCAGCUCCUGCGGGAGAACGCCAAGCAGAACGGCUCCGGCGGCCUCCCCGCCAGCCCCGCCACCGCGCUGGAGAGGAGCGUGGUGGCCAGUUGCAAGGAGGCGGUGGGGUGGAUGUUCGCCCGGCUGGACACGAGCGGGGAUCUUUUCCUGGAGGCGGCCGAGCUGGCCGCCAUCAACCUGGACAAGUACGAGGUGUGCAUCCGCGCCUUCUUCAACUCCUGCGACACCUCCAAGGACGGCCGCGUCUCCGCUCCCGAGUGGUGCUUCUGCUUCUGGAGGGAAAAGCCGCCCUGUCUGCGGGAGCUGGAGAAGAUUCAGAUCCAAGAAGCAGCCAAAAAAAAGCCAGGCACCUUCAUCCCCAGCUGUGAUGAGGACGGGUACUACCGGCGGGCGCAGUGUGAGCCGGGCGGCGGGGAGUGCUGGUGCGUGGACCAGCACGGUGCCGAGGUGACAGGCACCCGCGGCCACGGCAGCCCCAACUGCGAAGAGCCGGCGGGUUUUUCGGGUGACUUCGGGAGCAGCGUGGGCUGGGAGGACGAGGAGGAGAAGGAGCCGGAGGAGGCAGGCGAGGAAGGCGAGGAAGAGGAGGGCGAAGCGGGCGAGGGCGACGACGGCGGCUACAUCUGGUAGAGGAACAGGAGAGCUUGGAGGGCGGCACAGCCGGGAGGCAGCCCCCCCCCGGCUGGGGGUCCCCGUGACCCCCCACCCCGCUGCCGGCGGGGCAUGGGGUGGGUGCAUCCCCCU